CACAAUUCGAAUGAGAAAAAUCCACUACGAGAUAUGGUGGUAUGGACAAUGUUUCUGGCUACUUCCUUCUUUCCUUUGUUUCAUGUACAAUUUUAUAUAUCAUUCAGACUAUUCUAAAAAAGUCUGUCCAGAUGAUCCAGAUUGUGAUAGAAGAAAGAAGAAUGAUGAUUCAGAGUUUAAAGAAACAAUAAAAGGGCAUGCUCUUGACAACUUCUUUAGAAUCUUUGUAUAUUUCGGGAUUGCUUAUUAUUCAAUUGACACUAUCUAUCUUGCUGUAAAAUAUGGAUUUGAUAUGGUUCCUUGAUGAUAUACUCUGUUCUUGCAUCAUAUCCCUACUGUUAUUGCUGCUUAUUUUAUGACAAAAUUGAAUCACUACCCAUGGUUCCUCUCAUUUUCAAUAUUUUUCCAUUGCUUCUUAAUAAUCUGGCCUCAACACAAAUGGUUAAACUACAUUUACAUCCAAGGAUUUUUCUGUUUUCUUUAUAAAAGCAACACGAAUCCUUUCAAGAGAAGCCCACUAUAUAGGAAGAUAUUUUGGAGUGUUCUCUCCUUAUUUGUGCCAACCUUCAUGCUUUGGUGGUUUAAGUGUUCAAAUCAGAAUGCAUUCUAGAAGAUACAGUUGCAUAAACAU
Molecule: messenger RNA, 631 nt
Organism: Moneuplotes crassus
Lineage: Eukaryota; Ciliophora; Spirotrichea; Euplotida; Euplotidae
Source: the annotation of a GenBank genome assembly